Molecule: messenger RNA, 1556 nt
Organism: Schistosoma intercalatum
Lineage: Eukaryota; Metazoa; Platyhelminthes; Trematoda; Strigeidida; Schistosomatidae
Source: the annotation of a GenBank genome assembly
CUUUGUUUGUUUUGAUGUUUAUGAUGUUAAGUAUUUGUAACUGUACGCUACCCAUUGGUUUGCGUCAAUUCGCGCUCAUUCUAUAGUUGGCUAUUGUCGAUCCCAUUUAUUAUUAAAUUGUAAUCAUGGAAUCUUUAAAAAUGAAUAAUGGUCGUUCAAUUCCAAUCAUUGGUCUCGGAACAUGGAAUAGUCCAUCAGGUGAAGUUGGGGUGGCCGUGAAGAAAGCUCUAGAAGUCGGUUAUCGACAUGUGGACUGUGCUCAUGUCUACAGAAAUGAAGCAGAAAUAGGUGAAGCACUGGAAGGUGCAUUAAAGAGUCUAAAAUUAAACAGAGACGAUGUUUUUGUUACUUCAAAGCUGUGGAAUACUUUCUUCCGCCCUGAGCAUGUCAGGAAAGCGUGCGAAGAAACUUUGAUGAAUUUGCGUCUUAAAUAUCUUGAUUUGUACUUAAUUCACUGGCCUGUUCCAUUCCAAUAUGGUGAAUCUCUUUUUCCCACUGAUUCGAACGGAAAUUUCUGUUUAGAUGAAGUACCACAUGAAGAAACUUGGAAGGAAAUGGAAAAACUGGUUGAUGAUGGUUUAGUCAGAUCUAUUGGUUUAUCAAAUUUCAACAAGCGUCAGAUUGAAAAUAUUCUUAAACAUUGCCGUAUUAAACCAUCCAAUUUACAAAUUGAAAUUCAUGCUAAUUUUCCUAACACACAAUUAGUUGAAUAUGCGCAGUCGGUUGGUUUAACUGUAACUGCUUAUGCUCCGCUUGGUUCACCUGCUGCUUCACCAGGAAGGGUUGAUUUACUCAUGGAACCUUGGGUGUUACAAAUUGCUAAACAUCACGGUAAAACACCGGCACAAGUUCUCUUACGUUAUUUAAUUCAAAGAAACUUGAUAGUGGUUCCAAAGUCCGUAACACCAAAACGAAUUGAAGAAAACUUUCGGGUAUUUGAUUUCCAACUUUCGAAAGAGGAAAUGCAUGAAUUAAAUACGAAAGGUUUAAAUGAACGUCAAUUCAAAUUGUUGAAUGAACGGGAACACAAGGGAGAAUCGAACGUAUUCGAACACACAAAUUACACAACAUGAUUGUAAAAUCUGAUAACGGUAGAGUAAAUACUUCAUUUGAAAAAUCUCAAUCAACUUUUUCAGACCUAAUUGUUCUUUCGUUUCCACGCCAAUCAUUUUCUCUUCUCACUCUCUUCCUUUCAAUCUUCUUAACCUCCUGCCACCAGACAUUUCACUUUCGAUUCGAUGAUACAUACUACUUAUAGCUGUCGACAUCAUUAGCACAUACCAUGAUAUUACAGACCGAUUGUUUAAAAAUUAUGAUACACUGUCAACCAAUAUUCUAACAUGAAAGCUUAUAAUACAUAUAGACUGUUAUCAGAGACAAAUUAACUACGAUGUAAUAAUUUCCGAAGUAUUUUUCUGCCAUUCUAUUCAUAUAUAUUGAUCUCAUUGUAAUCAUGUAUUUUGGUUUUACUAUAUUAUUUAUACCCAGUUUCUAAGCUUUUAUUCAAACCAUGAUUUGUUACCAUAGCAUUUUCUAUUCAUAAACAAGAAUUCCGU